GGCGAGUGGCGGUGUUGGGGAUGAAGUGUCUCAGCGAAUCGCUCAAUCCCACAUGGCAUUCACUAACCUGAUACACUCGUGGCGCCGCAACGACAUCAGUCUAAGGCUCAAAGGCCGUGCGAUCCUGCUGUACGACUGCAAGACUUGGCCUGUCCGUGUAGAAGAUCCGAAACGACUAGCAUCUUUCGACAACCGUUGCUUGCGAACGAUCUUUUGUGUGUGGUGGCAACACCACGUAAGCAACUGGGAAGUUAGAAGCCGAGUACUCAGUGAAAGAUCUCAGUCUCCAUGGUAUUAUUCUCGAACACCGUUUACUUUGGAUUGGUCACCUUUUGCGCAUGCCACCUAGUCGACUUCCUCGCCGAGCAUUAUUUUUAAUUCCCGGGCGUGAGUAGAGAAAAUGCCGGGAUGGACAACUCAUGACGUUGAAGAGGAACAUCAAGAAU
This is a messenger RNA of Dicrocoelium dendriticum, 446 nucleotides long. NCBI's taxonomy places the organism in Eukaryota, Metazoa, Platyhelminthes, Trematoda, Plagiorchiida, Dicrocoeliidae. The record is from the annotation of a GenBank genome assembly.